Molecule: messenger RNA, 1620 nt
Organism: Rotaria sp. Silwood2
Lineage: Eukaryota; Metazoa; Rotifera; Eurotatoria; Philodinida; Philodinidae
Source: the annotation of a GenBank genome assembly
AUGUUUCAUUUUGUUUCAAAGGUGUGUUCAAAUCCAAAAUGGCAUGCACGUCGAGCUGCUAUUGAAUUUGUACAAAAUAUGAUCUUUUGUAAUUUAUUCAAUGCUCGACCAUAUGCACAACGAUUACGACAACUUGUUUUUAAAUGUUUAUUUGAUGAACAAUUUGAAGUUCGAACAGUUGCAUCGGUUAGUUUAUCAGGAUUUUAUCAAUGUGGAUAUAUUCAAAUUAAUAAUGAUGAUCUUAAAUAUUUUCGUGUAAUGAGUAAAACAAGUUAUUUUACAAAAGUUGAUGGAAAAAAAAUAACAUCAGCAAAAAAUAUUGUUAAAAGACAUGGAGGUGUUCUUGGUCUUUGUGCAAUUGUUUUAUCAAGUCCAUAUGAUAUUCCAAAUCAUGUACCUGAAGCAUUGAUGUUACUUUGUGAACAUUCACAUGAUCCUGAUCUAAUUCAAACAUUUAUGGCUACCGGAAUCGAUGUUGAAAACGAUCCUGAUGCCCAUGGAGAAAGUGAUGAUAAUGUGUCUGAUGACGAGGAUUGGCCACGAAGAACUAAAAGCGGGAUACGCCGAUACCCAGAUAUACCUAUGGAUGGCAAAUAUACUCGUCCAUUAGAUUUUUAUAGGCACACUGUUGGUUAUGGUGAUGGUGGUUGUUUAGACCUAGACUAUCCGAUUUGGUUAUGUGGUGCUAUUUCUGAACAUAUCAGUGAUGCCAACACUGACGUAAGAAAGCAACUAUUAGAAGUAUUUUAUAAAAUGAAUGAAGAAAGAAAAGACUUUCAUAAAUAUCCACUGCCUGUCGAAGAUAUUAUUGAUCCUGACCUGUUGGUUUCUAGACCGGUAAAGCCGCGAUCACCACCAUCACCUGAUCCCAAAAAUAAUGACGAACACAAUAUCUUUAAUUAUGGUAUACUUUUUAAUCCAGAUAAAAAAUGGAAUUUUGAUCCAUCCUCCCUGCGGGGAACAAACUAUUCUGGUCGUUGGCAUACUGAAGGUUGUAGUGAAAAUAUACAGGCAGUUGGCGUUUACUACUUGCAUAUUGAUGAUUUACUUGAAGGUGGUGCAUUGAAAUUUCGUCCGUUAGCAGCACCAGCAGAGUCUUAUGCUGAUUGUUGGAAUAUUGAAGUCAAUCGAUACAUGAUGCCAAAAACCGACGUGGCAGUUGUAUUUGACAACUGUUUGCCCCAUCGUUUCUGUUCAAUUCGUAACUCAACAUCAAUUGCUCGUCGCCGUACGUUUAUAAAUUUUUUUGUUGUAUCUCCAACUUAUCCAAUACAUGACAUAUCAAUUUUGGAUUUGCCAUUGGUUAGCUGUGAGCAAUGUGAAUAUUUAUUGAAAAGUAUUGCUGAUGAGAGCCAUCGACAGAAACUACCAGAUUUAGUUAUCAAUAAGAUUCUCUCCUUUUUGAAGAAACAGAUGUGGACUACAGAAACGGAUGCAAAAGAAUUUCGUUCAAGAGUACGAUACGAAAUGGUACAUGAGAAGAGUGGCUGGAGUGGUAUUCAGUAUGGAAAUACUGGUGAUAUUAUUUUUAUUAAGUCAACCGAUGACUUGAAGCAAUUGGGAAAGAUCAGCGCCUACGAGGACUUAAGCCGCCAUCCGUACCAUACCGAAUCCGAAUAG